AUGCUUUCUGCAGUUCGAUCUGGUCGUUUAAUACAGCGUUUGGCUGUAGGUGGUCGUGGCCCCCGUCAGUUUAGCACGAGCACUGUGGCUCUGGUGGCCGAUAAAUCGAAAUAUGUCCCGAGUUCGGGAAUUUAUCCUCAGGGAUAUAAAGUAGGAGCUAUUCAUUGCGGUGUCAAAAAGAAUGCCGAGGCUCUAGACUUGUCUGUAUUGGUUUCGGAGACACCAUGUUCAGGAGCUGCUGUGUUCACCACCAAUAUUUUUCAAGCAGCUCCUGUUCAGGUCUCUAAGAAAGUCCUAUCAAGCACCAAAGGCACAGGAAUCCGGUCGAUUAUCGUUAAUAGUGGCUGUGCCAAUGCUGUUACUGGAGAAGGCGGUUUAAAAGACGCGGAGGCCAUGGUUUCUACUACCGACAGAGUAGUUGGAGUCACAUCAGGACCGGCUUCAUUGGUCAUGUCUACAGGAGUGAUUGGCCAGAGAUUGCCUAUUGACAAGAUCCUAAACGGCAUUCCAUCGCUCAUUGAAUCGAAUCUUGGUACAGACCACAAUGCGUGGGUCACUUGUGCUCGAGGCAUUUGUACUACUGAUACGUUUCCCAAACUCACAUCCAAGGAAUUCUCCAUUGGAUCUAACACAUACCGCAUCGCUGGUCUCGCUAAGGGUGCAGGUAUGAUCCAUCCUAACAUGGCUACUUUACUAGGAUUUUUUGUGACUGAUGCUCCUGUUUCACAAGACGCCCUUCAUGACGCUCUUAAAUAUGCUACCGACCGUAGUUUCAACUCCAUCAGUGUUGAUGGCGACAUGUCGACCAACGAUACCAUUGCGGCUCUUGCCAAUGGAGCAGCUGGCGGUCCUGUUAUCACUAAAGACAGUGACUCAUAUGAGGUUUUGCGAUCUGUUAUCACCGAGUUUGCUGAAGAACUCGCACAAUUGGUUGUUCGAGAUGGAGAAGGAGCUACUAAAUUCGUGACCAUCAAAGUCGAGGACGCGCUCAAUUUCGCCGACGCCAAGCAAGUGGCAUCAUCCAUUGCCACAUCUUCACUCGUCAAAACCGCUCUCUACGGCAAAGACGCCAACUGGGGCCGUAUCCUGUGUGCCACGGGCUACGCCGGAGUUCCUGUCGAGCCAUUCAAGACCAGUGUCUCGUUCAUUCCCACCGACGGCACUGCCGAGCUCAAACUGCUCGUCAACGGCGAGCCCGAACAAGUCGACGAAGAACGAGCCAGCGAAAUCCUCGCGCUCGAAGACCUCGAGAUCAAAGUCUCCCUCGGCACCGGUGGCGGAGCGUCGGCCAAAUUUUGGACCUGUGACCUCAGCCACGAGUAUGUCACCAUCAACGGCGACUACCGCAGCUAG
This is a messenger RNA of Sugiyamaella lignohabitans, 1353 nucleotides long. It is a transcript of the gene ARG7, whose product is annotated as glutamate N-acetyltransferase. NCBI's taxonomy places the organism in Eukaryota, Fungi, Ascomycota, Dipodascomycetes, Dipodascales, Trichomonascaceae. Gene Ontology annotation, cellular component: mitochondrial matrix. The coding region runs from base 1 to 1353 and encodes 450 amino acids. Gene Ontology annotation, molecular function: L-glutamate N-acetyltransferase activity, acting on acetyl-CoA as donor; L-glutamate N-acetyltransferase activity, acting on acetyl-L-ornithine as donor. The record is from RefSeq and is a predicted model, not a curated record. Gene Ontology annotation, biological process: L-ornithine biosynthetic process; L-arginine biosynthetic process. The transcript has a single exon.